Messenger RNA from Leptopilina heterotoma, 3197 nucleotides. RefSeq lists its product as uncharacterized. The transcript has 2 exons. NCBI's taxonomy places the organism in Eukaryota, Metazoa, Arthropoda, Insecta, Hymenoptera, Figitidae. Bases 506 to 3187 code for a protein of 893 amino acids. The record is from RefSeq and is a predicted model, not a curated record. Gene Ontology annotation, molecular function: protein binding.
UUAAUUUUAUCAACUUUAACAUCUUCUAUGUCAAUAUUCAAAAUUUCUUAUGCUGAUUCCAGAAAACUGUUAUGUGAUUCUAUUAACUUAAAACCAAAUUCAGCAAAACCUUCGCGACCCAAAACUACCGGCGAACACAUAGUUUUAUCGUCAACUACUAAUAAAUUAAUAAAUCUAAUCAGAUGUCUUAGUUUGACCCUUGAAUUUACUCGUCCGAAUAUUCUACGUUUCGAUUCAUUAGCGCCCGUAUAUUGUAAAGAAUUCGUGUCAAAUGAUUCAAUCAAGUUAGUGCUUACAAUUUUUCUUAAAAAGCUAAUAGGAGUACCACUGUCCAGUCUUGUUAACAAGUUUAAAUUAAAAACCUCACCAUCUAGAUAAAAUUCGUAUAUUGCUGAUUUUAGAAAGUUGUCCUCUUCAUUAACUAUAUUCACAUUUAAACUCUUUUGUCAAAAUAUUUUUAAUCAGUUAUUUUAAAUUUCUUUUUAGUUGGUCGUGAUUGUUCAAAAUGGAUAUACUUGACCUGCCCUCGAUUGAUGAAAGUGACUUCGAUGUACGCGAUACAGAAUCAAAAAACCGGGGUGUUUUUACUAAACAUUUUAUAAAAAAAGGAGAAACUAUUCUGGAGUAUAUUGGCGAGCUGGUCACAAGCGCUAGUCAGAUGAAAGAGCGCCAGAUUGUUUACGAAGAAAAAGGUUUAGGAUGUUACGUUUUAGACUUUCAAUAUCGUGAUAAAAAAAUGUUUAUUGACGCUACUGCUGAAAGCAACUAUAAAGGACGUCUUAUAAACCACUCAAAUGAAGAAAACAUUAAACCUUUUCUUAAAGUUAUAAAUGAAAUACCCCGUGUGUUUUUUAAGGCGACUCAGGAUAUUGCUCCUGAUUGUGAACUAUUGUGGAAUUAUGGAGAAAUGCGCAGAUCUGUUUUGAAUACCAAUCCUUGGUUAAAAAAAGCUAUCUCAAAGAAACAAAAGGGUCAACUAAUAAAGACACCGAUCGAAUCCCAAACAUCUGUUCGAUCCGAGAUUCCGAGUAAGUCCGAGACGUCUAUUCAAUUCGAAGCACUAUAUAAAUCUGAGAAACAUUCCGAGUCAGCUGAUAAUUUUGAGAAACCGAAUCAGUCUGAAAUACCUAUUAAAUCCGAGACACCUGUUAAUUCUAAGAAACCGCUUCAGUCUGAGACAUCGAUUGAAUCCCAGACAAAUGUUAAUUCCGUAAAACCGAUUCAGAGCAAGUCACCACUGGAAGCCGAGAAACCGAUUCCACAGAUGAAAUCUAAAGAACUAACACAUUCGGAAAUAUCGAUUAAAACGAAACUUCCUUAUUGUAAUCCAGUAAUUAUGCUUGAAAAAUUACCAAAUUACCCAACUGAUGUGCUUUCUAAAUCUUUUUCGAGAAAAAGAAAACACAAGAAUUCUAAGGCUUACCAAGAUGAGAUUAUACCGAAAAAGUUUUCUACUUCUUUAGAACCAUACGUCUUAUUAGAAUUCGAUUUUAAAGAAUUUAAUGAUUGCCAGCAAAACAAUCCGAAUAAUAAUACUGAAAAUAAUCUAGAAUGUAUUGUCCAUGAGCUUGAGCUUCCUGUUAUUCAAUUGCCUGAAAAUAUUCAGAUUCAAAUGCACACUUCUUGUAAUGAUACUCCUCUUCAAGGUAAUAGUACAAAUAAUGAUAUUUCUGCUUCUAUUAGUUAUGAAGUAACUGAUGCAAAUGAUACAGAUCUAACUGACGAUCCAGAUUUUGUGCCUGAUUCCUCUGCUACAGUAUCCGUCAAUAUAUCUAAAAAUGCGUCAGAUACGUCGGAAAAAUGUCUUGAUAAUAUUAUUGUAGGUCCUCCUGUUGAUAUUCGCGUAGUAACUGUACCUCCGUCAAAAGUUAAUGGUUCUUCUUCUUUGAAGAAAAAUUUCUGUCGUUAUUGUAAGGAAUUAACCACAAAAUUGCCAAGACAUUUGGAACUUAAACAUUACACAGAAGAAGACGUUAAAGUAAUGAUUAAUUUACCUAAAAACUCGGCCGAAAGAAGAAAAGUAAUUGACAAAAUUAGAAAGGAGGGAAAUCAUGAACAUAACACAAAUAAGGACUAUAAUACCGGAGUUUUACUUACGUGUCGAAGACGUCAAGAAAAAUAUAAUAAUAAUGGCGAGGAUUAUAUUCAUUGCUCUAUGUGUUUAGGGGCGUUUUCGAAAAAGACUAUUCACAUUCACUAUAAACAGUGUGAUCCUCUUCACAAGAAAGGUGAGAAAGAAAUAAAAGUCUCAGGUCGACGCGUAGAGGGCUUCAUCCAUGAACGGGCGUCUCCCAUUUUACGAAAUGAAAUCUUUCCAGUGAUGAAUGAUGAUAAUAUUGUACGUAUAAUUCGUUACGAUUUGCUAAUAAUACUAAUGGGAAAUAGAUUUUGCGAGCAGUAUACUAAAAUUCAACAGUAUGAUUCAAUUAGGGCAAACUUACGUCUUCUUGGACGUCUUAAAGAAGCUGCAUUGAAAGUAAAUAAAGAACUCACUGAACUUUUCCUUAUACUGCACUCAAAAAACUAUGAUACAUUUAAACAUGCUGUGAGAAGUUGUGCGGGUUAUAAUGAACAAACCGGUUUAUUUGCGUCGCCAUCAGUUGCAUCACAAUUGGGAACCUUAAUCAAAAAGUGUAUGAAAGUCUGGAUCGCUGAGUGCAUAAAAAAAGGAUAUCAAGAAAGAAAGAAAAGCGCUGCCGAAUUCUUAGAACUUUUUGAGGAAGAUUUCCCUACUGCCGUAAACAAAAAAGUAGUAGAAAAUCAGAUAAAAGCAAAACGUGCCAAAAAAAUUAAUUUACCUUUAAAACAGGAUAUUAAUGCUUUGUAUAAGCAUCUAAAAGAAAAUUGUACGAAAUCUUUUAAUAUUUUAAAGCAAUCUUUUGAUUUAGAAGCUUGGAAACUGCUAUCAGAAUGCACAUUAAUUCUUUUACAGUUAUUCAACAGAAAAAGGGCAGGAGAAGUUGAAAGAAUUUCAAUCGAUGAUUUUAUGAAUAGAGAAUCUGUAGACGAAAAUGUACACCCUGAUCUUUAUUCUCACAUGGAUUCCGAAAAACAAAAGAGAUCUAAGUUAUUUGUUCGCAUAAAUAUUGAUGGCAAAAAGGGACGUGCCGUCCCCGCAUUACUAGAUGAAGAACUAGUGCAAUUCGUUAAUUGCAUUAUCGAUAAUCGAAAACAUGCUCGCGUAUAAAAAACAAAUC